GGAAAUCAAGAACAACGCCUUCAAGCUCGGCAGAUGGACGGCCCAGGCCGUUCUGGCUGGGUGCGACUCCAUGAAGAUCGGCUACGUGUCCAGGAUGUCACCCAGCGACCCGUGGAACCACAGCAUCCUUGGCUGCAUCUCGCACCACACCGACGGCUUCGCGGACCAGAUCGGGCUGAGCCAGCACAACAUGUACGGCAUUCUGAGGACGUUCAUAGACACCAUCAUGGAGUGGGACGAUGGCAAGUACUUGAUCAUGAAGGAUCCGAUCAAGCCCGUGCUAAGAAUUUACGACAUCCCGUGGGAUACCUUCAACGAGGACGACGAGGACGAGGACGAGGAAGAAGAGGAGGACCCAGACCUUGACGAUGAUGGCAACGUGAGGCCUCGGCAAGACUGACCUGUGAUUCUCGAGAAUAAAGAGCUUUGCUGUCGUAGGUUUUGACUCUGCAAGCCCGGGCGAGUCCUGUAAGGAUGCCCACACACGGCUUCUGCUAUGCCACGAGCGUUCUCGAGAUCGUAUUUUGGUACAGUAGUCUUGUCGAAUCGACAGGGGGCAGGAUAGAGUGACCCGGUCGUAAGUCCGGGUCGCCGCGGCAGCUUCCCAGACUCUGCCGCGUGUGAAAGACUCGUCCGGCCUGCGGCAACCGGGAAACAACGA
Messenger RNA from Prorocentrum cordatum, 661 nucleotides. The record is from the annotation of a GenBank genome assembly. Lineage: Eukaryota; Dinophyceae; Prorocentrales; Prorocentraceae.